CAUCACUUAAAUCAUCUACUUUGACACGUAAAGGGAGGAUCCAUAAGGAACAUGAAGACUGAAAUACUACUUUUAUCCUGCCUCAUUGCUUUGCCAAUGGUCCUAGCCAGGGGGAAAGCUGGACAAAACAGCCAAUCAGAAGAUGGACAGGCUCUGAGCAGGCGAUAUGCUGAGUCCACCAUAGCCAGUGACAUCAGUAAGAUUGUGGACUCCAUGGUGCAGAAGAACUUUGUAAACUUUCUCCUCACCCAGAGGGAGAAAAGAAGCGAGCCCACCAUGAAGCGUGAGGAACCAUGGACUCAGCUUUUCAAUGAACUUCUAAAACAGGAGUUUACUCAAUGGGUCAACAGCAAGGGUAACAAUGCCAAAACUGAGUAAGAAGCUGAAAAGAAUAUAAAUGACUAAUCAAGAGAGAGUGGUGAGAAAGUCAAUCUAUUGUUAAGAAGUAUAUAAACCAGGAUCUCAACACUGCUGUCUGCAUCAUCAUACGAAGAUCUGUGAAUUGACUUCCUGCUUGUGCUGAAUACAUUUAAUUGUAUAUAAAAUCAAAAAAUAUAGUAAUCAAUUGAA
Messenger RNA from Anguilla anguilla (European eel), 570 nucleotides. It is a transcript of the gene gip, whose product is annotated as gastric inhibitory polypeptide. The transcript is spliced from 5 exons. The record is from RefSeq and is a predicted model, not a curated record. Lineage: Eukaryota; Metazoa; Chordata; Actinopteri; Anguilliformes; Anguillidae. Gene Ontology annotation, molecular function: glucagon receptor binding; hormone activity. Gene Ontology annotation, cellular component: extracellular region. Bases 52 to 378 code for a protein of 108 amino acids. Gene Ontology annotation, biological process: regulation of fatty acid biosynthetic process; response to starvation; response to glucose.